This is a messenger RNA of Photinus pyralis (common eastern firefly), 1571 nucleotides long. RefSeq names its product protein croquemort-like. The record is from RefSeq and is a predicted model, not a curated record. The transcript is spliced from 7 exons. Gene Ontology annotation, cellular component: cytoplasm; membrane. Lineage: Eukaryota; Metazoa; Arthropoda; Insecta; Coleoptera; Lampyridae. The coding region runs from base 58 to 1497 and encodes 479 amino acids. Gene Ontology annotation, molecular function: scavenger receptor activity.
UUUCGAUAUUGGCUCUAUAUGUACAAACAUAAAACGCCAAAUGCCAGUUAAGUACAAAUGAGUUCCAAAAAAUUACUAUUUUCGGGUAUAGUACUCACAACGCUUGGCGUAAUUUUGUUGGUAUUCUGGACCAAAAUCUGCACAACAGUUUUACAUUCGAAAUUGGUCCUUUCAAAUACGUCGUUAAGUUUCAAACUGUGGAAAGAUCCCCCUAUUCCAAUACAUCUCUCCAUAUACUUAUUCGAUUGGGAAAAUGCCGAAACGGUCAUCAAAUCGGAAUGGAAAGUUAAACCACGGUUUGAAGAGAAGGGCCCGUUUGUGUUCAGUGAGCAUCACGUAAGGGAGAUCAGCAGUUGGAAUGGUAAUGGGACUGUGAGUUAUCAGCAGAGGCGCAUUUGGAAGUUUGUGCAGUCGAUGAGUAAUGGAAGCUUGUUGGACAACAUCACCAGCGUGAAUCCAAUUGUUGUCAUUUUAGGACAAAAGGUGAAGAAUAUCAGGUUUAUCGGCCCGGUUAUUAACAGUAUUUUGUGGUACUUUGAUGAAAAGCUUUACGUUACGAAGACCGUCAAUGAAUGGUUGUUUGAGGGGUACGAGGAUCCAAUCAUUUCUGAUCUUGUAGAGUAUCACAUACCAGGGGUGGAAAUUCCAUUUGAUCGUAUUGGAUGGUUGUAUUCGCGCAACGACUCUGCCACGUACGAGGGGAAUUUUACGGUGUAUACUGGGAUAAACGACAUUAACAAGUUAGGGGAAAUGAACUUGUGGAAUGGUAGAGGAAAGACCGAUGCUUACGAUUACCCAUGUUCGCUCCUUGAUGGAAGCUCUGGAGAGCUUUAUUCCCCUUUCAACCAAAAGCAGCAUUUGUCUAUUUUUUUAACCGACAUCUGCAGCACGCUCACAUUAGAACGUAACGACACCGAAGAGGUUUUCGGGAUUGAAGGCGCAAAAUUCAUAGGCACCGACUACAAUUUUGAUAAUGGUUCAAAAUAUAACCGCCAAAAAUGUUUUACCAGGAACAGUCUUCCAAGUGGCGUGAGAGAUAUUUCGAAAUGCAAGUACGGUGCACCUGCAUUUGUAUCUUACCCCCAUUUCUAUCUAGCAGACCACAGCUAUGGUGCGAACGUGGAAGGUUUAAAACCCGAUAAAGCCAGGCACGAAACGCACAUAACUUUGGAACCAAACACUGGUGUACCUUUAAAUGCCAGUGCCAAACUUCAACUAAACCUUUUCGUGGACAACGUAAAGGGAAUAAGCGUAUUUGACAACGUGGUUCCUACUUACAUGCCAAUUUUAUGGUUUCAAGAGGAUGCGUCCCUUACAGAAAAGUACUGCAACCUCAUUGGGAUCUUUCAAAAAGUAUUAUCUGGAGGAUUUUACUUUGGAUACGUCCUUUUCGGCGUUGGUCUAUUUACUAUGCUUUUUGCAUGGUACUCCAUGAACGGUUUAAUCUGUAGAAGAAGAUACACGGAUUUAUUAGCAGAAGAAGAAAAUGAAAGUUAGGGGUUUUUAAUUUUUUAGUAUUAGAAAUAUGUUAGAAAGUAAGAUUUGUUGUAAAUAAAGUUGCCAUGCUGGAG